CGCAAUAGCUACUGUACGCUCGCACAGUGUGUGAAGUCAACGUCGCAGAGUAGAAAAUACACUUUACUUCAUCCCCUGAAGUCUAUUCUACAUCUCCGAUUUCACCUCUAUCUCCUUAAUAGCUCUAUAUGCAUCGGCUUUCACGUUUGUUGCUGGUGACCAGUAUCCUAUUGAACGGAUUCCUCAUCUUCAAAUUCAUCAACCACCAUUACAUCAAUUUGGACGACGUUCAAUAUGUAGAAACCAGACUGGACGUCUACGUACAAACGCAAAACUGCGGCCGAAACUUCAACAAAAUCCAAAAAGUCUUUCCGCAAGCUAUCGCUAUGGCCGAUGAACCGUGCACGGAAAAAGAACAUGUUUUUAAGAGUUACAUUGAGCCAAUUGACAAGAACCAGAAAUUGCUCAAGUACUCUUACAAAUACUUGGAGACACUGAAGAUAUGCCAGAGUGGCAACAAAAUGCUCUGUAUGAUCGUGGAAGAUGAUAUAUUAUUCCUACACAAAAACGAAACGACAUGGAAUAACAUUGUCCUCAACACAAUGUCAUUGUUCUCGAACGACGAGACGUUUUGGGAUUGUUCCAAGCGGAACCUUUGGCUUCCCACGGCAUCAAAUGGAGCCAAAACACUUUGCCGUAUCUUCAGUAACGAUCUCUUGCCUGCUUUCACGGAUUGUCUAGCAAAGUAUCUGGAAUCUUUACCCGACACUGAAGACAAAGGGAUUAAUGUUUUGCUCGACAGAUGUCAGGAUGAUCUGAAGAUAACACAGAAACGGUUUUUGCUGGUCAACCAUAGCGGACAGAAGUCGUUGCUAGGAAGUUAAUGAUGAUCGAAAUUGUAAAUUAUAUAUUUUGCCAUACACAAAAUUUCCUAUACCAUACAUGAUGUGCCAAAAGAAACAUUCAAAUUUUUGUUUUAAUGAUAUUAGUACAUCGGAUACCGAUCUCUAUAUUACGUUUUGUUAUGGAGGGGAUCAAGUCAAUAAAAACAGUAAAUUAUUUAAGUCCCAAGAUGUAGUAU
This is a messenger RNA of Umbelopsis ramanniana AG, 1021 nucleotides long. RefSeq lists its product as uncharacterized. Lineage: Eukaryota; Fungi; Mucoromycota; Umbelopsidomycetes; Umbelopsidales; Umbelopsidaceae. The transcript has a single exon. The record is from RefSeq and is a predicted model, not a curated record. Bases 129 to 824 code for a protein of 231 amino acids.